AUGGACGGCAUCUCAGCCCUGAGCCUUGGGGUCGGGAACCUGCUCCUGCCUCUGCUCUUCCUAGGGACAGCAGGUUCCCAGCUGCAGGUGACCACGGCGCCCUCCUCCACGGCCCACGUGGGCUCGGGGGUCCUGCUGCAGUGCCGGUUCGAUGUUGGGGGGCCCGUGGUCCUGGACUCCCUGUGGGUGACCUGGUAUUUCUGGGACGAGAAGGUGGCCUCGUACGAGCAGGGCAGGAGCCAGAACCAGCCUGGAGCCAGCCUGCCAUCAGAGAAGGAGCUGGAGAGUAGAGACGCCUCCCUGUCACUGGCCGUGGUGACCGUGCCAGACCAGGGCUUGUACUGGUGUGUUGUGGGGUACGGGACACAGCAGCAACACGGGGAGACCAUCCUGCACCUACUUGCUGCCCCGAUGAUCUCCAUCCCGAGAAAACCAGUCGUGGCCAAUGCUGAGACCUCCCUCCUGUGCCACGUGGGGCGGUUCUUCCCUGAGGACGUGGACGUGGCGUGGAUGAGAGACGGGCAGGUCCUGAAGGGCUUCACCCGCUCCAGCCCCCAGAGGAACGCAGACGGGACCUUCAACCUCACCCUGACCUACACCUUCACCCCUGCCCAUGGCGACGCCAGCAGCAUCUUCUCCUGCCAUGUCCAACACAACGCUCUGGAGCAUCCAAUACAGGAGGACAUCCCCCUUGAAAUCCUAGCAGGGGAUCAGACUGGUGCUGUGGUUGGAGCCGUCCUGGGGAUCCUGAUCGGAGCAGGAGCUGCAGCUGCUGCAGCCAUUUACUUCUGGAGGAAUAGAAAAAAAGGCUGGAUGGUCUCCUACAAUGUCACAGAAGUGCAGGGGCCGGAGCGGUGCCUGCUGGGCCAGGAGGUGACCCUGCGCUGCUCCAUGGAGGGGACGUUCCCCGAGGACGUGGCCGUGACAUGGGAGAGGAUCCACAGCGAGGACAGGACGGUGCCUGAGAGCGCUGGGGACCAGGAGAGCCCCGAGCACCAGCCGCUGUUCCCCGCCCUCCCCCCGGGCUGGAGAGUGACCGAGGAGAGAGCUGGGACCCGCCUCACGUCCUCCCUGACCUUCACCCCCACGCUGCAGGACCACGGGGCGCGGGUCUGGUGCGUCUUCCUCCACGAGGCCAAACGGAUCAGAGAGGAGAGAGUGUCCCCAGAGAUCCGGGUGUGGGCCCGGCCGCAGGUGUCUGAGAUCCAGGUGUUGCCAGAGUGGGACCCCCGCGACAAGGUGCCGUUUGCUGUCCAGCUCCACAACCUCUACCCCAGGGAGGUGCCCCCGAUCCAGUGGGGCUGGGACGGGGCCGGGAGCUGGAGGGAAGACCCCGCGCUGAUAGACAAGAACGCGGACGGCACGUUCACCGCGACGAGCGUCUGGAGAGUGCCCAGCCGGAGCCUGACCCGGCCGGAGCUGCGAGUGCGAGUGUGCGUCCAGCACGGCCCUGGAGAGCCCCCGAGCGAGAGAGAGCUCAGCCUGAGGGCCGCGGGUGAGGAGGGGCCGUGUCCUGGGGUCCCAGCCCCGCUGCAGGGGUGUUGGGUCUGUGUGGUGUGUGAGGGGCCGGGGAGCAGCCCCUGCCAGGCCGCGGCUCCCCUGACGGGGCCUGUCCCUGCCUCUGCCUGUUCCCUUCCCCAGGUCUCCUGCGGCCCCCACACGUGUCCGAAAUCUCCCAGACUGAGUCCAGGGCCAAGGGGAAGGGAGUCACCCUGAGCUGCCGCAUCGCGGGGCAUUUCCCGGGGGAGCUGAGCGUGACCUGGCUGCGGAGGGGCGAAGGGGAGGACACUGCUGUGAUCCUGCGGGACGGAGCUGAGUGCAGGGUGGAGCCCGGCACGGCCGUCCUGGCACGGGACGGGAAGAGCUUCCAGCAGGAGACCAGACUCACCCUCUUGUCACCAGAGUACCUGGCAGAAAAAUUCAUCUCCAAGUUUAAGGAAAAAAGGGCAGAGUACUUCUGCCAUGUUGAACACCUCACACUGGAGACCCCCAUAAAGAGAA
Alligator mississippiensis (American alligator) is the source of this 2001-nucleotide messenger RNA. RefSeq lists its product as uncharacterized. The transcript is spliced from 6 exons. Bases 1 to 1716 code for a protein of 571 amino acids. Lineage: Eukaryota; Metazoa; Chordata; Crocodylia; Alligatoridae. The record is from RefSeq and is a predicted model, not a curated record.